UUUGCUCAUAGCUUGUUCGCAGCCAUGAGGGAGAUUCUUCACAUCCAAGGUGGUCAGUGCGGCAACCAGAUUGGAGCUAAGUUCUGGGAGGUGGUGUGCGACGAGCACGGCAUCGAUCCCACCGGGACGUACCACGGCGACUCGGAUUUGCAGCUGGAGCGCAUCAAUGUCUACUUCAACGAGGCCAGUGGUGGCCGCUACGUUCCUCGCGCGGUGCUCAUGGACCUGGAGCCCGGCACCAUGGACAGUGUCCGCUCCGGGCCUUACGGCCAAGUCUUUCGGCCCGACAACUUCGUCUUCGGCCAGACCGGCGCUGGGAACAACUGGGCCAAGGGACACUACACUGAAGGAGCGGAGCUCAUCGACUCCGUCCUGGACGUGGUUCGCAAGGAGGCCGAGAGCUGCGACUGUCUCCAAGGGUUUCAAGUGUGUCACUCCAUGGGAGGAGGGACCGGCUCUGGGAUGGGAACUCUCCUCAUCUCCAAGAUCCGCGAGGAGUACCCGGACAGGAUGAUGCUCACCUUCUCCGUGUUCCCGUCGCCCAAGGUCUCGGACACCGUUGUGGAGCCCUACAACGCGACGUUGUCCGUCCACCAGCUGGUGGAGAACUCGGACGAGUGCAUGGUUCUGGACAACGAGGCGCUCUACGACAUUUGCUUCCGGACCCUCAAGCUCACCACUCCCACCUUUGGCGACUUGAACCACUUGAUCUCGGCCACCAUGAGCGGGAUAACUUGCUGCCUCCGCUUCCCGGGCCAGCUCAACUCGGACCUCCGCAAGCUCGCCGUCAACCUCAUCCCCUUCCCUCGCCUCCACUUCUUCAUGGUGGGAUUCGCGCCGCUCACGUCGAGGGGGUCGCAGCAGUACCGCGCGCUGAGCGUCCCGGAGCUGACCCAGCAGAUGUGGGACGCCAAGAACAUGAUGUGCGCGGCGGACCCCCGGCACGGCCGCUACCUCACCGCCUCGGCGAUGUUCCGGGGUCGCAUGAGCACCAAGGAGGUGGACGAGCAGAUGCUCAACGUCCAGAACAAGAACUCGUCCUACUUCGUCGAGUGGAUCCCAAACAACGUUAAGUCGAGCGUGUGCGACAUCCCGCCCAAGGGGUUGAAGAUGUCGGCGACGUUCAUCGGGAACUCGACGUCGAUCCAGGAGAUGUUCAAGCGAGUGAGCGAGCAGUUCACGGCCAUGUUCCGGCGCAAGGCGUUUCUUCACUGGUAUACCGGUGAGGGGAUGGACGAGAUGGAGUUUACCGAGGCGGAGAGCAACAUGAACGAUCUGGUGUCCGAGUACCAGCAGUACCAGGACGCCACCGCCGAUGAGGAGGGCGAGUUUGAGGAGGAAGAGUGA
Selaginella moellendorffii is the source of this 1347-nucleotide messenger RNA. RefSeq names its product tubulin beta-1/beta-2 chain. Lineage: Eukaryota; Viridiplantae; Streptophyta; Lycopodiopsida; Selaginellales; Selaginellaceae. Gene Ontology annotation, molecular function: GTP binding; structural constituent of cytoskeleton; GTPase activity. The coding region runs from base 25 to 1347 and encodes 440 amino acids. The transcript is spliced from 3 exons. Gene Ontology annotation, cellular component: cytoplasm; microtubule. Gene Ontology annotation, biological process: mitotic cell cycle; microtubule cytoskeleton organization. The record is from RefSeq and is a predicted model, not a curated record.